AGUCAACAUUGUCAACACAUUUGUCAAAGUGUGCAUGGUGUAAUCACGCACGCUUUGAGGUUAUACUUGUUUCAAACACGCUUUAGUUUGUGACACUAUUUACAUAAAGAAUGUCGUUCCGCGGUAGAGGAGGUGGCGGCGGCGGUCGUGGAGGUUACGGUGGUGGUGGCGGCGGAGGAGGUAGAGGAUUCGGUGGUCGUGGAGGCGGCGGCGGCCGAGGCGGCUUCGGAGGCCGUGGCGGUGGACGCGGUGGCCGAGGCGGUGGUGGCGGUGGAGGAUACAGACAACAAGACCAAGGCCCGCCCGAGUCUGUAAUCCCGCUGGGUCACUAUGGCUGGACAGUUCAAGACGAUUUGGUGUGCAAAGUUGACAUUGAAGAUGUACCAUACUUCAACGCGCCCAUCUUCCUCGAGAACAAGGAACAGAUCGGGAAAAUAGACGAAAUAUUCGGUAACCUGCGGGACUACUUCGUAUCUGUAAAGAUGAGUGACAACUAUAAAGCAAACAGUUUCAAGUCGGGGCAGCAGUUUUACAUUGACCCGGCGAAGUUACUGCCACUGAAGAGGUUCUUGCCACAGCCUCCUGGUGCUAAGAGAGGUCGUGGUGGUGCAGGUCGUGGAGGACCUCGCGGAGGCCGUGGAGGCGGCGGUGGUUUCGGCCGCGGCGGUGGUGGUGGAGGAUUCAACAGAGGAGGUGGUUUCAACCGAGGUGGCGGCGGUGGACGUGGUGGUUUCGGCCGCGGCGGUGGUGGUGGAGGAUUCAACAGAGGAGGUGGUGGCUUCAGAGGAGGAAGAGGAGGGCGAUAGCCACUGGCUGCUAGUGAUUAGACUAUAGUUAUGUGCAUUUAGAGUUAAGGACCUUGUGUUGAUGUCUAUUGUUAAAGUUGACCUGCGAGAAACUGUAUGAGAGAGUAUAAUGUUCAUUAUUAUGACAUCUGUUGUCUUUGGCUAUGAGCAUCUACUCAAUCAUCUCUAGAAAUGAUGUAAUUAGCUGAAGACAACUGAUACUUAUUUUGUAACCACUACAAUAUGUAGAAUUGAGGAUACUGGAUAUCUGAGGAAAUUAUUUUGUAUUGUAUUGUGUAACUUGGUUGAAUACUUGUUAAAUAUGAGACCAUUUAAAGUGUGUUAGUUUUUGUACUAAGUACAGCUAACUAAAUAUCUAUAAAUGUAUUUGAUAAUUGUAAUUUUAAAACCAUAUAUAAAUAGCAUAGAAAUUAAACAUGUGGUAUUUUUUCUGUGAAUACAUGUGUUCAUUUUCUGUUAGACUAUUUAGGGUUUCCGUGAAUAUCUAAAUGUUUUAAGACAUGACAGUUCAAAUAGACAAACAGUUCUUCACUUAUUUGCAGAUAAAAAUAAUAUGUAAAAAUACUUUUAAGAAAUAAAACCUAUAUUUUAAGAUAA
Spodoptera frugiperda (fall armyworm) is the source of this 1403-nucleotide messenger RNA. RefSeq names its product probable H/ACA ribonucleoprotein complex subunit 1 (gene Gar1). The transcript has a single exon. Gene Ontology annotation, cellular component: box H/ACA snoRNP complex. Gene Ontology annotation, biological process: ribosome biogenesis; snoRNA guided rRNA pseudouridine synthesis. NCBI's taxonomy places the organism in Eukaryota, Metazoa, Arthropoda, Insecta, Lepidoptera, Noctuidae. Gene Ontology annotation, molecular function: box H/ACA snoRNA binding. The coding region runs from base 111 to 806 and encodes 231 amino acids. The record is from RefSeq and is a predicted model, not a curated record.